GGGGGGGCUGCCCCGGGGCGGCCCCCCACGUCGGGGCGAGGCGGGCGGCGGCGGCGGGAGCGCGUCCCGUCCGGGUCCCGAGGAGCCGCCGCCGCCGCCGCCGCCGCCGCUCGCCAACAUGGCGGACCUGGAGGCCGUGCUGGCCGAUGUCAGCUACUUGAUGGCGAUGGAGAAGAGCAAGGCGACCCCGGCUGCCCGUGCCAGCAAGAAGAUCGUCCUGCCCGAGCCCAGUAUCCGGAGCGUGAUGCAGAAGUAUCUUGAGGAGAGACAGGAAAUCACCUUUGACAAGAUUUUUAAUCAGAAAAUUGGUUUCUUGCUAUUUAAAGAUUUUUGUUUGAAUGAAAUUAAUGAAGCUGUACCUCAGGUGAAGUUUUAUGAAGAGAUAAAGGAAUAUGAGAAGCUUGAAAACGAGGAAGAUCGCCUCUGUAGAAGUCGGCAGAUUUAUGACACCUAUAUCAUGAAGGAGCUGCUGUCCUGUUCCCAUCCAUUCUCCAAGCAAGCUGUAGAACACGUACAGAGUCAUCUGUCUAAGAAACAAGUGACGUCAACCCUUUUUCAGCCAUACAUAGAAGAAAUUUGUGAAAGUCUUCGAGGCAGCAUUUUUCAAAAAUUUAUGGAAAGUGACAAGUUCACUAGAUUUUGUCAGUGGAAAAACGUAGAAUUGAAUAUCCAUUUGACCAUGAAUGAUUUCAGCGUCCAUAGGAUUAUUGGACGAGGAGGAUUCGGUGAAGUAUAUGGUUGCAGGAAAGCAGACACCGGGAAAAUGUAUGCGAUGAAAUGCUUAGAUAAGAAGAGGAUCAAGAUGAAACAAGGAGAAACAUUAGCCUUAAACGAAAGGAUUAUGUUGUCCCUUGUGAGCACAGGAGAUUGUCCUUUCAUUGUCUGUAUGACUUAUGCCUUCCAUACUCCAGAUAAACUCUGCUUCAUCUUGGAUCUGAUGAAUGGGGGCGAUUUGCACUAUCACCUUUCACAGCAUGGGGUGUUUUCUGAGAAGGAGAUGCGGUUUUACGCUACCGAAAUCAUCCUGGGGCUAGAGCACAUGCAUAAUCGGUUUGUCGUUUACAGAGACUUGAAGCCCGCAAAUAUCCUCUUGGAUGAGCACGGACACGUUAGGAUAUCAGACCUUGGUCUUGCCUGCGAUUUUUCUAAAAAGAAGCCGCAUGCGAGCGUGGGCACCCACGGGUACAUGGCUCCUGAGGUUCUGCAGAAGGGGACCGCCUACGACAGCAGUGCCGACUGGUUCUCCCUGGGCUGUAUGCUAUUCAAGCUUCUGAGAGGUCACAGCCCUUUCAGACAACAUAAAACCAAAGAUAAGCACGAGAUAGACCGAAUGACGCUCACCAUGAAUGUGGAACUUCCAGACAUCUUCUCCCCUGAGCUGAAGUCCCUCCUGGAAAGCUUGCUCCAGCGCGACGUUAGUAAGCGACUCGGCUGCCACGGAGGCGGUGCACAGGAGCUAAAAGCGCAUGAUUUUUUCAGAGGCAUCGACUGGCAGCACGUCUACCUGCAGAAGUACCCUCCACCCUUGAUUCCUCCUCGGGGAGAAGUCAAUGCUGCUGACGCCUUUGACAUCGGCUCAUUUGAUGAAGAGGAUACCAAAGGCAUCAAGCUUCUUGAUUGCGACCAAGAACUCUACAAGAACUUCCCUCUGGUGAUCUCCGAGCGCUGGCAGCAGGAAGUGGCGGAAACAGUUUACGAAGCAGUAAAUGCAGACACGGAUAAAAUAGAGGCCAGGAAGAGAGCUAAAAAUAAGCAACUUGGCCAUGAAGAAGAUUACGCUCUGGGAAGAGACUGCAUCAUGCACGGGUACAUGCUGAAGCUGGGAAACCCGUUCCUGACUCAGUGGCAGCGUCGCUAUUUUUACCUCUUUCCAAACAGACUUGAAUGGAGAGGCGAGGGCGAGUCCCGACAAAAUUUACUGACAAUGGAACAGAUUCUGUCCGUGGAAGAAACUCAGAUUAAAGACAAAAAAUGCAUUUUGUUGAGGAUAAAAGGAGGGAAGCAAUUUGUCUUGCAGUGUGAGAGCGACCCCGAGUUUGUUCAGUGGAAGAAAGAGCUGACAGAGACGUUCAUGGAGGCCCAGCGGCUGCUACGUCGGGCCCCCAAGUUCCUUAACAAAUCCCGCUCGGCCGUCGUGGAGCUCUCAAAGCCACCCCUCUGCCACAGGAACAGCAACGGCCUCUGACACUCUGGUUGGGGAGGGUCCCAGAGAUGGCACCUCCUCCAGGAAGUCCACACGGGCUGCUCAGCCCUCGAAGUGCAGCCUUGGGGAGAAGUGUGAGGAUGAGAGGUCCAGUGAUGCGCCUCCAGGCUUCUCCGUGGCUGGGGACCCGGGACUCUGAGAGGCAUCUGUAGGAAUGGUGACCACCCUCAGGCCUGGGGCAUGCCUCCUCCCUUCCUGGGGGCCUCCUGCCAUGACUGCAUCUGUCCACACUCAAAACUACUGAAGAAAUGAAGUUCUCGUUCUUUGCCGCACACUUCUUUUGGUGACAGGUGAACCCAGAACUUGAAACGAUUCCUACUGAUCACGUCACUUUUUACAUCUGAUGUCAAACAUAUCUGAGACUUGUCAAAAUGGGACUGAACCGUCUGGCGUGUCGGGUAGCAGAUCGCCCCAGCAUUGCCAUGUUUUAUCCAUAAACAGCCGCUGCUGGGUUUAGAUGUCUUUGCUUCAUUCUACGGGGGGACAGUAGCCCACCCAGGGGUGUCUUCUGUGUGCUUGAGAACCGGUCUCUCAUUGCCCAGGGGUCGAAAGCUGCAGAGGUUUUCUGGACGAGCUGCACAGCCCCAGGGACUGGCCUACCUCCACAGGGAGCCUAGGCAGCUGGGACCUGGGGGCGUGGGAGCUGCUGGGCAUCGAAGGCAUCGGACACGGGAUCAUGGGAAGGUUUACAGUGGCUCUAGGAGAGGCAGUGGCAUUUUAUACUUCCAGGCAAUAGCAAUUCUCAAAAACCUUCAGGUCAACAGCACUUUCUCAUGUCUGGGUGCCCAGGAACGCUAGGGGGGGUGUGCCUGUCUUGGGUUUGGACAGGAAGCAGUUGUGCGACACAGCAGUCCUGGUCCCCUCUGCCUGACCUCAGGAAGCAUCUCUGUAACGGCUGUAUCAAGGAAGGAAACUCUGUUUUACAUUUUAGCAUAAUUUAAAAUGAAUUUUAUUGAAAAAAAAAAAAGAAUGCUGAAGAUGAAUGUGUCAAAAGGGGUUACUUAACUGUGUCUCUUGACCUGUGUUGUCGUUCAGCUGUCAUUAGCGAGGACUUCUGUGCACUGGGCGGUUGGCCUGUAACAGCGUAAAGGCCAUUCGCCUGGUCCCAGGGGCCUGCUCUCCCCGUGCUUUGUUUCACACCCCAAAUAAGUGCCGGGUUAUAAGAACCAGUGUGUUUCCCAGCAAAGUCCUCCAUGUCAUCAGACUAAAAAUAAUAACAGUAAUUUUCAAAAUCCAUGUAUUUGUCCUCUUCUUAGUGCAAUUUUAUUGUAAGUUUUUAAGUCAACUACUAACAAUAUAAAUAACUUGACAUCAUAAUUAUCUGCAUCCUGUCCUCGAUAUUUUUAGGGGUUCCAAAUCUUUGUGUUUACAUGUGUGUGCCACGCUCACUGGGAAAGUAAGUCCUUUUUAAUGAGAUGAUACUUUGAGAGUUCGAAAGAUAAUUACCAAAAGAGCCUUUUAUUUCAUAGGAGCUACUUUGGAAAAGCAACCUUGAGGUUCACCAUCUCGACUACUAGCCAGAGUUUAACAUAUGUGUUCUUCUAUCUACUGUUUCCAAUGUAGGAGGCCCCGGUUUACAGGGAGUCCUCUGGUUUUUUUGUUUUGUUUUGUUUUGGCCUCACCCACAGCAUAGAGGAGUUCCUGGGCCAGGGAUCCAACCCGCGCCACAGCAGUGACUUCAGCCACAGCCAUGACAAUGCUGAAUCCUUAACCUGCUGAGCCACCAGGGAACUCCUGGAUUCCCUGAAAGAAUAGCAUUCAAAUUCUACUUUUUUUAAAAAAAGAAAUUUAAGUAACAAAAAGCCACCGAAGACAGAAAAGCAGUUGUUCUCCGCAAAGAGUGAGUGAGUUCCCAGGCAUGGUUGAUUAUCACUGUCGCUGUGGUUACUGGCUCCAGCACAAGCUCACCUAUGCUUAGCAUUUAUGGUUCAGAGAUGAGUAAUUACAGCUUGGGAAUCACUGAGUCCUGCACCUCUGCUGGACAGAGUCGAGAUUUAGCCUCAUGUAGAGAAGGUGCAUGAAGUCCCUGAGCGGCUGGGCUUAGCUAAGUCUCACAUUCCAUACCCAGGGCACCAGCCAAUGCCAAUUCGCCUCUCUUUGAAAAAAAUAUCAUUUGUGCUCCGGAGUAAGAUAAAAGAUUAUCUUUCUUUUGGUAAAGGAAAAUCAAUUGGAAAUACUCCAAGAGGCUUUCUGCCUCCAGUUUAUUGCAAGUCACCUUUUAUCCUCUCCCACCUCAAAUUUGGUUGAUUAUGACAGCGCUCAGUGCAUCACCUGGAUGCCAUUUAUUAAAAGCACUCUGUGAGGUUAGGAUGAGUGGCUUUGGUCCUGGGUGGGUGGGUCCCUGGUUGUGUUAGGGUCUGGUUUGGCAGCCAUGGAGAGGCCAGCCUUCCACCUGGACUCAUGCCUACAGCCCCUCUGAUGGGGUAAGCGUUUCUGUGCCGAAUGAAGACUCCUCCGGGUCCCUUCUGAGCCGCACUGGUCGCCACAUGGCCAAAGAGGUCAAUUAGUUUAGAAGCCUUGGUAUAUGUGGCUGUUAUAGGUCUUAAGAGUGUUACAUCAUUCCCAGGUGUUUGACCCUACCUACUCGUGGACCAUUAAAAGGGACAAAAUUGAGCACAAGUGUUCUUAUUAUUUUAGAUUUGUAUGGUUGGUGUACUUUAAGCAUUGUCAGAGAAGAUCGUCGAAGUUGAUAUUUUUAUAAAGUUAUGUUAUAUUGUCUUGAUUUUCAUAAAUGAAAGGAAUCGUUAAAGCAAAGCCUCAAUAGAUUAAGCUGCUAUACAGCAUAUAUGGAAUAAAUUUUUAAACUUUUGGGAAUCCAAGUUAUUUUUUUAACCUAAAAUGUUCUUUCCAGUGGAUCUAUCCCCUUAUGUUAUUGGGGUUCAUGGUUUUUCCUUCUCUAUCAUGUUUAAGUAUGACGUUUCAGCAAAAUUAUUAGAAAUCACCUCUUUUCUCAUGCUAACAUGAAUGCUUCACCCCUUGGGCCUCUGGUUGGUCAAUUCACAGACAUGACAAUUUCAAAUUGCGUAUAUUUUAUUGCAUAUAAAGAGGAGGGCCUGUGUCAGGGCUUGCUGAAAAAAGGAAGAAUUCUGCCCAAGAAAGAUAGCCAAAAAACUGGAAAAUAAAUAGGGAAAGCAACACCCACAAACAACAAUCUGUUUUAAGCAAGAUUUUGCUUGAUUUGCGAUUUAAAAUGUGCUGUUCAGAUAUUAAAAACAAUUGUUUUAAGGCCCUCCCUGGCCAUUGAAAAAUGUCAUUGACCAAUUGACAAUGUGGUUUAACUAUCAAGAAGAUCAAAGUGUGGCUUUUUUCCUACUGUUUUUUGUUUGUUUCUUUGUUUGCCCCAUUUAUAGCUGAGCCAAUCCGAUACAUCUGACUUUUUGGUGGAAUUGACCUUUCUUACAUUUUGAAAUUUUACAUAUCAAGAAGAAAAGAAAAUUCUCAAAAAGUUGGACUUUUCUCACCUGCUGUAAACCUAUUUAAAAAAAAAACUUAGAAAUGUGCCAGUUUAAGAUAAGACUUAUCUCUUCUAAUUAUUUGUAAUUUUUUUCAGUUCCAUUUAGGGAAACGUUUCCAUGUCAUUCAGAGAUGCUUGAGGAGUGAAUUCCUCUCCUCGCAGAGAAUGGAUGCCUGGUUUAUACCCAGAGAGGAAUCUGGCUUCAUUCGGAUCAGUGACAGAUGCUGGGGGGUGGGUGGAGUAGGUGUCACAGAAGGCAGGAUCCUGGUGGAGAUGGGGAAAGGGAAAAAGGAGUGAAUUUGCCGGUAAAAGCCAGUCUCUUUCCACCAUAAAGCACCAGGGAAAAUUACAGUUGAACUCGGUGCUUUGGGUUGUCUUCCCCUUCUAACAAGAGUUGAGUAGUUCCUGUUGUGGCUCAACAGGUUAAGAACCCAACUAGUAUCCAUGAAGAUGCAGAUUUGAUCCCUGGUCUUGCUCGAUGGGUUAAGGAUCUGGCGUGACCUCAAGCUGUGGUGUAGGUUCGGCUCGGAUCCCACAUUGCUGUGGCUGUGGUAUAGGCUGGCAGUUACAGCUCUGAUUCGCCCCCUAGCCUGCAAACUUCCAUGAACCACAGGUGCAGCCUUAAAAAGGAAAAAAAAAAAAAGAAUUGACUAGUAACUAUUCUAAGACUUGGUCCCUUUAAGUCUUGAAUAUGGAACUGCUGACAUUUCUAAGAGGCUGUUUCCUUUCCAGCAGGACUUUCUGUAGCAAUUAUUGUCACCCCUGCUUGUCAUCCAGCACCCUUGGGCAAGGUGCACAAGGCCCAGAGCUGGUACACCAUCCUGGUGUGUGUGACUUGCAGUCAACCGAGGGGUUGGGGGCUGCUGUCAGUGUCGGGCCCUGCUGGUCAGGUGGGGACAUUGCUGCCCAUCCACCGAAGUUGCCAUAAUAACCAAGGCUGGGCUUGCUGCCUGAGCCAGGCAGAGCAAGCUUUAAAUUGUCUAUAUUUUCAAAACAUUGUUUUCCUAAAGAUCGAACAUGAUUUUUCCCUCCCACAUCAGGUUGUCUUGAGAAGCUUGAAAUAAAUACUUAAAUUCAUAUUAAUAUGAAUUUUUUGUAUCCAGGCCACAUUUUUAAAAAUCUGCCUAAGGGAGUCCCUACAUGGCUCUGUGGAUUAAGCUAGAUAGCGUUGUCACAGCUGUGGCUCUAAUUAUAGCUAUGGGGUACAGGUUUGAGCCCUGGCCCGGGAACUUCCGCAUGCUGAAGGCGCAGCCAAAAAAUACUUACUAUAGAAGGAAUGAAAGUUGAACUCUAAAACAAUACUUCUUGGUGUCCUCAAGUCAUAAUGGCCUUUAGAUUUCUUUCAUUCUCAAAAACUAAGGGAGCUGCUCUCUUACAGCAGAGUGACAGGAGUGCCCUGCUCUGGCAACGUCUGGGGGCACGAGCGUCUGGCUACUUCACUGGCAUGGCUGUGUUAGCACUUACUGAUAAAUGUAACAUUCCAAAUUUUAAAUUGCCUUUAUUUAUUUAUUUUUUAAAAAAGCAUGUACACACUGCAGACCAUGGCUUUAACAGUAUAUGCCUUCCAUCAAAACUAUACAGGAAAAACCUGCAUUUGGGAGUUAACUCACGUUCUUAUAGGAGAUUCUCUUACACCUAACAUUUCAAAAUCAUCUCUGAAAAACUGGUAACUAUGCUUCCUUCCAUUUUUAAUCUUGCCCUAAUAUAAAAUGUUUCUCGUUUCAGGGUAGGGAAUGGAGAAAUAUUUCUAAUCGUGUAUUCAUGUUCCAAAGGACUUGACAUUCAACUUCCUGUUUCUUAGUUGAUUAUAUUCCAUGAUGUGCAUAUUACACGUGGUUUAUAAGCUAAGCACUGGCUGUUUUUUUUUUGUUCUCUUGUGAAAUUGUAUUUUUGUAUGUUUCAACUAAUUGUGAUUGAUUUGGCUUUUUUCUGGGUGACAUAAAGAUUGCCAAACUCCAUUUAUAAAUAUAUAAAACAAGAGUUCUAUUUUAGCACAAAAGCAUUUUAUAUUAUUUAUUGAAUCCUUAGGUUUGUUUCCAUCAAAAACAUUCCUCAACACUUCUGCUCCUUUUUAUUUGUAUAGUUUGUUAUUUAAGGAAGGGCAGUCCUUUCUGUUGUGGGGUUUUUUUUCCCCAACAAAAUAAAACGGAAACAAAGCGUACAGCAAUGUGGGGCAAACAUCCCGUCUCAUGGCCAUGGACCGUUUUCAUCAAUGGCUUACCUUCCCAUCUGUGCGAGAGGCAAGGGCACUUCUUGGGGUGACAUCUGACCUCGAACCUGCUGUGAAAUACUGCUUUCAUCUACCUCGUCCCAAGGCCCCCGCUUGCUGACAGGUUUCCCCGAAUGCUUUACUUUAGACUGGCUCCAUCAUAAAAGGAUUUCAGGACAGCACGUCGGUGUCUCUCCCUCCUGAUGCAGAUGUCACGGCAUUGUGUAGGGGCCCCAGCCAGCAGGGCAGGUAGAUGUCAUCCCUUCUUGUGUGGCCAUCCUUCAUGGGCUGAGGUGCACCUGUGAAGCCAGAUCCACCGCCCCGCCUCAUUCUUACCAUCGCCUCAAGACUUGACUGUCGCACCUGAGUCAUCAGCUACCGAAUAGAAGAUCCUUCCUCCACAUUCUUUAGAAAAGGUCCACUGGGUUGAAAAACAGCUCUUCCGGGAGGAGCACAUUUGAACAUGACUAACCCCCCCUCCACCCCGCCGCUGUUUCAAAAUGGUUUUGGAAAUGGGCUCCUAUGUGGUUAAAACUUUACAAGAGGUAUUUUUUUCCAGCAGACCCUUGAGGGUCCGUGUGCAAUAGAGUAAAGAUCAGUCCCUGUUGGGCGGGUCGUCCCUCCCCACAUGCUGAUAUUUUUCUCUCCCUGGUUUCCUAGCUGUAUAGCCAUCCACGUGGUCAUGUAUUUUACUCUGUCCGUGGCAAAGUGUCAUGCCCUUGAAGAAGUAAAUCCGUUUUCCGUCGUGCAUUGCUAUACCAAGUGAAGCCAGUGAAUUAGGUACUGUAAAUCUAGAUAUGGCCCCUAUUAAAUUACCCUUCAUCUUAAUCUCUUUUCACAUCAGUUGUGCCACUGGAGUUUUAUAGUCACCUCUUCGUAGGUGUUUACUAUACACGUUGGAAAUCAUAUCCCACUCGAGAUGCUGGUCCGAGUCCACAGUCACCUGCCUUGUGUGGUGUGUCACUGUCGAUUAGUAUCACCAUCUUUCACGGUUAUGUUGGGGGCAUCCAGGCUGAUUUUCUGUGUUGAUAAACUGCUUACAUAGGCCUCAAUAAAAAGGAUCUGUAUAAAGAUA
Messenger RNA from Sus scrofa (pig), 8941 nucleotides. RefSeq names its product G protein-coupled receptor kinase 3 (gene GRK3). Gene Ontology annotation, biological process: G protein-coupled receptor signaling pathway; desensitization of G protein-coupled receptor signaling pathway; protein phosphorylation. The record is from RefSeq and is a predicted model, not a curated record. Lineage: Eukaryota; Metazoa; Chordata; Mammalia; Artiodactyla; Suidae. Gene Ontology annotation, molecular function: G protein-coupled receptor binding; ATP binding; G protein-coupled receptor kinase activity.